AAAGCAAUUUUUUAUUUUUUUUUACUAUUGUGGUGGUGACUGGCGCGACGGCUGACAGGCAACCCAACCCAACUUCUCUUUCUCUCUCUAGAAAAAGGAAAGCCAAAGACAAAAAAAUGUGUUUCAUACAUUCUUGUGAUUGGUUCGGAGUUGAUAAUUCUUUUGCAUGAAACUUGAUGUCUUUAAUCUCUGUAUUUGUAGCUUUUCCAUCUUUUUUUUGUCAUUCCUUCCAUGUGGCAUCAUUUGGGAGACUUGCUUUUUUUCCUUUUUGAAAAUGCAUAUUUUCUUCAUCCUUAAUCAAUGGGGAAUGUAAUUCAGAAAGACUGAAGAAGCUGAGGACUUCCCCAUGGGUUUUGCUGUGGUUGUGUUCCUGAUUUCUCUGGUUUUGAGUCUUGAGGGCUUGGUCAAUGGGGCAAGGCCUGCAGUUGUGAACAUUGGGGCUGUUUUAAGCUAUGAUUCUGUUAUUGGUAAGGUGUCAAAAGUGGCAAUUGAAGCUGCUGUGGCUGAUGUCAAUUCAAAUUCAAGUUUUCUUGGAGGGACUAAGCUGAAUUUGAUCAUGAGGAAUGCUAAUUGUAGUGCUUUAGUUGGAUCAGUUGGAGCAUUUCAGCUUCUUGAAAAGAAUGCAGUUGCAAUCAUUGGGCCAGAAUCCUCCUCCAUUGCACAUGUAGUUUCAUUAAUUUCUAAUGGACUUCAAAUACCAUUAAUAUCCUUUGCGGCCACAGACCCAAGCUUAUGUUCUCUCCAGUUUAACUUUUCCCUUCGGAUAACGCAAAGUGAUUCUUAUCAGAUGGCUGCAAUGGCAGAUUUAAUAUAUUAUAAUGGAUGGAAGCGUGUUAUUGCUAUUUUCAUUGAUGAUGAGUAUGGGAGGAAUGGUCUAUACUCUCUGGAAGAUGAGCUUGCAAAGACUAUGUCAAAAAUCACUUACAAAAUUGCAUUACCGCCUGGAGCUACAUCAGACUUCAUAUCUGAAAUGCUGGAAAAAUCCAAACUAAUCGGCACUCGAGUCUAUGUUGUGCAUGUUAACCCAGACUUUGGUUUACGAAUAUUCUCUUCAGCUGAGCACCUUCAGAUGAUAACUGAUGAAUAUGUAUGGCUGGCAACUCAUUGGCUUUCUACUGCUUUAGAUUCAUCUGAGUCCAACCUGAGCUCACUAAGUUAUUUGCAAGGAGUUGUGGGUUUUCGACAAUACAUUCCACAAACUGACCAGAAAGAUGCUUUUCUAUCCAGAUGGAGGGAAUUGAAAGAAAAAAUUUUGUUAGGUCAGCAACUAAAUAAUUAUGCAUUUUAUGCAUAUGAUACAGUUUGGGCAAUCGCUCGAGCCCUACGGGAAUUCCUUGAUGAUUCGAUGGAUAUAGUAUACAGUAGUAAAAAUAUAAAUACAAGCAUGAAGACGCAAUUUAAAAAGCUCAAAACUUUUGAAGGCGGGCAAGUAUUACUUGACAAAUUAAUACUCUUGAACUUUACUGGUGUGAGUGGUCCAAUUCAAUUUGAUAGCAGUCACAGCCUUGUCAGUGGUGUCUAUGAAAUAAUCAACAUUGUGAAAUCCAGUAUUCAUACAGUUGGUUAUUGGACUAAUCAAUCUCAUCUAUCCCUUGUAUUACCCAAAAAUUUGUAUGAGAACAUGCAGAGGAAUUACAGUACGAAUGAAUCUCUUGGACCUAUUGUAUGGCCUGGUGGAGGAACUAGAAAACCACGGGGUUGGGUGGUUGCAGACAAUCAAAGGCCUCUAAGAAUUGGCAUUCCUCAUAGACACAGCUAUGUUGAUUUUGUGAAAGUCAUGACGGGUAGCCCUAAUCCUACUGGGUAUUGCAUUGAUUUGUUUGAGGCGGCUAUCAAAUUGGUUCCCUAUAAUGUUCCCUAUAAGUUUGUGCCUUUUGGUGAUGGCCAUUCAAAUCCAAAUUAUGAUAAGCUUAUUGACAUGAUUUUUGAAAAUGUGAUUGAUGCAGCUGUUGGUGAUAUUGCCAUUGUUGCAAAUCGUACAAAAGUUGUUGACUUCACUCAGCCAUACAUUUCUGCUGGCCUUGUCAUAGUUGCACCCGUAGAUAGCAUCAAAUCAAAUGUGUGGGUUUUUCUCAGGCCUUUUAGUGUGGGAAUGUGGUGUGUAACAGGAGCAUUUUUCCUCUUAAUUGGUUUAGUUAUCUGGAUACUCGAGCAUCGGGUAAACAAAGACUUUCGAGGUCCUCCAAAGCGGCAAUUAGUGAAUAUGCUCUUGUUUAGUUUCUCAACACUGUUCAAUUCACAUCAAGAAGAAACAACAAGCACCCUUGCACGAAUGGUGAUGAUGAUAUGGCUUUUUUUGCUGAUGGUGAUCACAUCAAGUUACACUGCAAAUUUGACAUCAUUUUUGACCGUGCAGCAGCUCUCAUCGCCUAUAAAAGGAAUUGAUAGUUUGAUUGCAAGUAAUCAGCCAAUUGGUUUUCAAGAAGGUUCUUUUGCUCAAAGCUAUCUGAGAGAUGUUCUUAACAUAGAUCAAUCAAAGCUUGUUUCUCUAGGCUCUCCAGAGGCCUAUGAAAAAGCACUACUGCUGGGACCAAAUGAUGGGGGUGUCGCAGCUAUUGUAGAUGAGCUCCCGUACGUUGAAUUAUUCUUAUCACAGAGGAAGGGAUUCGGCAUUAUUGGGCUGCCAUUCACCAAGAGUGGUUGGGGAUUUGCAUUUCCAAGAGAUUCACCUCUUGCAGCUGAUUUAUCAAUAGCCAUACUGAAGCUUUCUGAAAACAGUGAGCUCCAAAAGAUUCACCAGAAAUGGUUCUGUAAAUCAAGUUGCAUUGUACAUACUAGCUCAAGCUCCAAUCCUGAUGAGCUUCAUUUCACUAGCUUCUGGGGAUUAUUUUUGCUUUGUGGUAUCGCCAUAGUCGCUUCACUUCUCUUAUUCCUCAUUCGAGCAAUCUGCCAGUAUGUUCGGUUCAGGGAAAUACGUAGAGAUCUUCCAUCCACUGAAGAGCCAUCGUCAAGCAAAAGCUGCUCACUGCCCAUUCGUAACUUCUUUGAUUUCAUCGAUGAGAAAGAAGAAGCUAUAAAGAACAUGUUUAAGCAGCAAAAAAACCAGGCUCAACCUCAACCAAUCUGACUGAUGUAUUGAACUGCAGAAGAAUUGCUUAUGAAUUUUUGGGGACAAUUAUGAAGAGUAAAUGUUCUCGACUCUUGUAUAAAAAUGUUCGAUGCAUGGUUUUCUUUGAGUUAUCAGAAGUUUGUCUAGUUGUGCUUUAUGUUA
Dioscorea cayenensis subsp. rotundata (Guinea yam) is the source of this 3211-nucleotide messenger RNA. RefSeq names its product glutamate receptor 3.7-like. Gene Ontology annotation, cellular component: plasma membrane. NCBI's taxonomy places the organism in Eukaryota, Viridiplantae, Streptophyta, Magnoliopsida, Dioscoreales, Dioscoreaceae. The record is from RefSeq and is a predicted model, not a curated record. Gene Ontology annotation, biological process: G protein-coupled receptor signaling pathway. Gene Ontology annotation, molecular function: glutamate-gated receptor activity; G protein-coupled receptor activity.